Messenger RNA from Batrachochytrium dendrobatidis JAM81, 1461 nucleotides. RefSeq lists its product as uncharacterized. NCBI's taxonomy places the organism in Eukaryota, Fungi, Chytridiomycota, Chytridiomycetes, Rhizophydiales. The record is from RefSeq and is a predicted model, not a curated record. Bases 1 to 1461 code for a protein of 486 amino acids. The transcript is spliced from 3 exons.
AUGAACCAGCCAGAAACACUAAAACCAAUACAUGCUAGUCAAUCUCAACACCAUGAAACCUUUCAAUCCUAUCAACGAAAGUUUUCAAAGCAGUUGCCUGCCAUUCCCAACCAUGCAUCUGAAAUGACUAUUCACUCUAAUUUCAACACGGAUGACUACAUACCAUCACACCAUGAAAUGACAACCAAAAUCAAUGUACCAAUAUGUGCCAAAAACACCAUUCAAAAAUAUAUAUCACAAAGUGUUUCAGCCGACACAUUGAAGAAUAUUUCACAGCUAUCAGAUAAUAGCGAUGCGCAAUACUAUCCACUACCUUCUGAUUCCAACGCGUCUCAGUUUAAGACAACUCUAUCAAGAUGUCUGUUUUCCAACACGACUGCUCAUCUGUAUCCCAUUCCACUUGAAACAUCAAUAGCCUAUACUAAGACACAUAUGCCUAGUGUUCAAUCACAACUUGACUUUAAAUCUUCUGAUGUUCAUAGUAUAUUGAAUGACGAGACCAGCACACAUAUAUUUCAAGCGCGUCCAAGAACGCCAUCUAAUCCUUCAAUCGUUGAAUCUCAAACUCAUUGUAUGGAUAUAAGCAAUACAUUACCACAGAAAAACAACGAUUGGAUUGACAACUCAUUCAAUGUUCCUACAGGUUGUUUUAGACAAAUCCAUGAGGUUGACUCAUCUAAGCAGUCGAGGCAUGAUCAUCUUAUAUUUUCAGGAACCAUUAUAUCUGUUACUGCGUCACAAGCUACGUCAUCCAUAUCAAGAUGGUUUCAAUCGCCUACUCGUUCAAUACGUUGUGGAAUGUGGACACGCAAAACAGCCAUUCAUUUGGAAAUUCGAACAGAUGUGAUUCGCGAAAUGGUUUUAUCUUUUGAUGGACGAUUGGGUAGUGUUAUCUAUUCAAUGCCAACAUGUGCUGCUGCGUUUGCAUUGUUGCAUACCAAACAAGGAAAAUCAAGAUUUCUUCUCAAAAACACAAAUAGUUCAACUGAUCCGCCUAGAGUAUUUGAAGUACCCAUUGCAUCAACUUUUAGUACAGAUACAAUGUAUACACCUCAUGAUGAAACCAUUGAUCAUGAACGUUUUACAGCCAGUCCUGUAACAAACAGUAUUCAAUCUCAUUUGAAUCUUGCGACCCAUCACAUAGAUUCAAAUGAUAAACAGUCUGUUCAUCUACCUGUCCUUGAACAAGCUACACGUAUUGACCAUCAUACCGAAAGUGUUGAUUUACAGCACAUUGAUCCAUGUACCACUCAAAUCAACCCAGUAUGUACAGAGAAAAAGUCUUCAUCGUUACCUAAUCUGCAAGAUUUAAGAUCUCAGAUUCGAAUGGUAUGCUCUGAAGUACGAUUGGUAGAGAAUCACGCACGAGAAAGUACAGCAAGAUUGGGGAUCCUUCAAACUAGAGCCCAAUUGUUGCAAAAAGAGUUGCAUCAACUAGCCAUAUCUGUAUCAGGAUAUUGA